Messenger RNA from Eleginops maclovinus (Patagonian blennie), 2923 nucleotides. RefSeq names its product DNA polymerase III PolC-type-like. The record is from RefSeq and is a predicted model, not a curated record. Gene Ontology annotation, cellular component: cytoplasm. The transcript has 3 exons. Gene Ontology annotation, molecular function: 3'-5'-DNA exonuclease activity; nucleic acid binding. NCBI's taxonomy places the organism in Eukaryota, Metazoa, Chordata, Actinopteri, Perciformes, Eleginopidae. Gene Ontology annotation, biological process: DNA catabolic process. The coding region runs from base 374 to 958 and encodes 194 amino acids.
AUUUUCAGAGUCAUCCCCUGUACUACUCCUCACAUGCAGUCUGGGACACUAUGUUUAUUUAGUUUAAAACCAAUAUACCCUUUUAUUUUCAUUCGUUUCCCACAAAACAGGGUCGACAGCAUCCUAAACUCUGGGCCAAAUAAAGUCAAUUAUCUCACACCGGUAGUGAAACUGAAACUAAACGAACUGAGAGAAACUUACCCCAUUCUCUGGAACCUUGGCUGGUAUUGCUGCUGCGCCGGAUACAACAGAACAGGCAGAUCAUUCAACACACGACGAAAAAGAAAACUCAACAAAAACAUUUAGAUUCCUCUUUGUUGAGUUCAGUUUGUGAAGGUUUUGUGGCACCGACAGACUUGUUGCAGCGUCCACGAUGGCCUGUUGGGAUAGUCCUACCAUCGUUUUCUUUGAUCUGGAGACCACAGGAUUGUGCGUUAAACGGUGUCACAUCACCCAGUUGGGGGCGAGCUAUGAAGAUUACAACUUCGAUCAAUACAUCCUCCCCCGCAUCCCUAUCCAGGAGAAAGCUUCAGAGUUGACGGGCAUGACAGUCAGUGGGGGCCGCCUGUUUGUCUACGGACAGCGUGUGAAAACUGUGUUUGUUUAUCGCGCUCUAAAAUCUUUCAUCAACUUCCUUGGCGACUUCCACGGCCCCGUGCUGCUGGCGGCCCACAAUUCAAGGAGAUUUGAUGAACUUGUGCUCAUGAGAUUGCUGGCCAAGUUCUCCCUCUUUAAGCGGUUCAAAAAGGUGGUGUCUGGGUUUGUGGAUACCUUACUGCUGAGCAAGGACCUCUACCCUGAUCUGCAUGGUUAUUCUCUGCAGAAACUGGCCCACCGUUUCCUGGGUGGGGAAUACAAUUGCCAUAAUGCCGUCGACGAUGCCGAACUGCUGGAAAAACUGUUCAAUAUUUGGGAUCCCAACGAUGAAGACAUCUGGAACGUUACCAAGUGGAUCUAAACAUUAAAAAAAAGCUACAGAUGUUUUUAUAUUAAAGGAAAUCUUUUUUGUUUAUAGGUUCAAUAUGACAAUCAAUUACCUUAUACAUAUAUUGUGGGGGAAUACAGAAAAAGUCAAUUCUAGAAUAACUACCAUGGACAUUGGAGAAGAAACUGAAGUCUUUCCCCUUGGGGUUUUUAACUCUCCAUGGGUCUACAAGACCCAAUCCAGAAAUACAAUUAUUUAACAUGUGUCUUAGGGCUUGGAGGUCCCUUUUCCAUUGGUGUCCUAUCCAUCUUUCCAUCUUGUACUGCAUUAAAGUCUCCUCCUAUUAUCAACAUUCCUUUGGAAUUAUCUGUUAUAUUAUUUGCCAGCUCUUUGAAAAAACUUGGGUCAUGCUCAUUUGGGGCAUAUAUAUUUAGAAUCGAGAAUUCAAGUUCUCCCACAAUUCCCACUACCAUCACAAAUCUUCCUAAUUUGUCCUGUACCACCUUUUCAGUAUUGAAAGCCACAGUUCUGUUUAUUAAAAUGGCCACCCCUCUUUUCUUUCCAUGUGAAGCACUAUAUACUAGGCUAACCCAUUCCCUUCUUAAUUUCUUAUGUUCAUUUUCAUUUAAAUGAGACUCUUGUAACAGAGCAAUUGAACAAUGUGUUUUUUUCAGCUGAUUGAAUAUUUUUUUCCACUUUAUGGGAUGAUUUAAACCAUGGACAUUAUAGCUGACUAUAUUUAACUUAUUCAUAUAGACGACUGUACCCCUUCUUACUUUUUAAAAUAAACACCCUUUCUUCUAUAUAAACAUGAUGCACCUUAUAUGACUGCACAGAUAAACCGUUGACAUUUAUAAACAAACAAUGUAAAGAACAAUAACACACAAUCAACAGGAAGAAAGAACUGACUUCCAAAAAACCGACUGAUUUAAAACACAUCAGUCUCCACAGGGACGGAGAGUUGUGACCGGUCUCUCCGGGUGUGUGCACUAUGUGCGAGAGGCUAUACGCAAGUCCAACGUCUUUGCUAUGGCCUGUAGGCUGCAGGAUCGCCAAAAAGUAGGAAAUAACAUAAUGGACCGGGGUGGUUUCUUCGGGUCUUUGGGCUUCAUGGUCAGAGAACGAUGUGCUCUCUCGAUGUUCAAGUUCAGGUCCUCAGGCAACGCAAGUGAUGUUCGAAUAAGGUCGCUUAUGAAAUCCAACAUGUUGUUGUCAUUUCCUUCAUCCUCUUUCACUCCGUAGAUGCGUAGGUUUUUCCUUCUCGCUCUUGAUUCGAGAUCCUCGCACUUGGCAGUUACGCUAGCUUCUCGGUGGAGCAGAUAGCGGAGGGCUCUUUCAUUUCGCUGAUUUUUUUCCUCCGUGUCAACCAGUCUCUCUUCAUCGUCUGUCAUUCGUUGUUCAAGUUGUGUUGUCCUGUCCGCCACCUCACUAAGAGUAGUUUCUACCCUCGUUAAGGAUUCUUUGGUUUCCUUAGAAGCUUCAGUGUGCUCUUUCCUUAAUAUGCGUAGCUCGGUUAGCACCGCCGCCAUGCUAGCAUCUUAGCUUAGCCCAGAAUCAGUUUGUUGGUCUUUAGUCGUCUUUGGUGGUUUGGUGGUCUUCUUUUCCGAUUCUUUUCGAGUAUUCGACAUAAUGAUUACUUGGUAUGACUGUUUUUAAUUAAAAAGGAAAAUUAAAUUACGUUUUGGCUAGUUUUUAAAAGACUCUCCUCAGGAGCUUUGAAGUCAGGCUGUUGCCUUGGUCAUGACGUCACCGGAAGUCUUGUUUUGUGUUUUCAUCAUGCACCCACAGGUGGUGGUACAGAUCGACAUAAAUACACUGUGAUUUUUAGCAAAAUAAUGCAUGUUACACUUUGAACUCUAUGUUAAAUACUGCUCAUACUGUUCGAUGUUCUGUGUCAUGCUCGAAAGUGUUUUUGAACACUUUUGAAUUUUUUAUUUCCUUGAAACUGUAGCACAAUGUUCCCACGAAUUACGAUUAAACUUUAAUUUGAUUCUUCUA